AUGUCUUGAAACAGUUAAAGGUGGAUAAAUCCUCAGGACCUGAUCAGGUGUACCCGAGAACUCUGUGGGGAGCUGGAGAAGUGAUUGCUGGGCCUCUUACUGAGAUAUUUGAUUCAUCGAUAGUCACAGUGGCUGAGGAUGGAUUCUGUAGCUCCAGCCUGGGUGGGCAGUGUGUUUCUCUUCAUUCACUCCGAUGAAAUGGAUCUAUCAGCCAUGUACAAGGAACCCCAGCUACGCCUGAAAAUUUAUAAAGCCCUGAAACUGACACUUGCAGAUGCUGCUGGCAGUUCCGGAGGUGUCGAAAUCCUGAAAAUUUACGGCAGUGGCUUUGGACUCGAGCUGAAAUUUACAGAAGAAAGGAAAUGCAAGAAUUUUCUUCACAAUUACAGAAAUGACAAACUCCAGCAGGCUUUAGUGUACCAUUUCAGAAACCAAUCAAUACCCAACUUCACUUGUAGUACAGAGCUUAAGGCUGGCCCAGUGACAUUGGAUGACAUCCUGGAAAAUCCAGAAGACUGUCUGAGGCAUAUCAAAGAGAACGAGCCUAACCACCUCCGUGACGAUGAAGUUUCCAGAUUGGAAGAAGACAUCAGACGACUGGUCCUCGAAUAUAGUUCAAGCUGCCAGAGCUCCGAGACAUACUGCAGUGUUAAUUCAAAAACCCCAACAGCAGCCUCAACCCUUUCACCAAUCUCACCACCUUCAAUCUCGCCAUCUUCAAUCCAAGCCAAUGGAAGCCCUUUGUACUCGACUGUUCGUUUUGAAUUUCAAGGUGUUUUAUUUGAUGACCGUGUUUUAACUUCACAAGAUCAUUUCACCUUUGCCAAAACAGUGGGUAGGAAGUGGAAAGAGGUUGGCCGCUUGUUAAAGAAAACUUGCCGAGGUCUUCGGGAUCCUGCCAUCGACAAUAUAGCUUUUGAGUACGAACGGGAAGGAUUGUAUGAACAAGCAUAUCAACUGCUGCUCAAGUUUAUGCAGUGCGAAGGGAGGAAAGCGACAAUGAGUAGGCUGGUCAAGGUUUUGGAGGAAACUGAACUGGUGGGAGUUGCUGAGCAGUUGCUGGACACCUCGAGUAGUUAAGGAGGAAGUGACUGCAUCCUAAGGAAAGUUGGAAUAUUUUAUGGUGAGGUGUAAAACUGAAGGGAAAUUGUGGGAAGGUAAAGAGUUUUUUUUACUUGUAUUAAAAUUAAUCAUUUUGCCUGAGCAAAUGUAUUUUUUAAUCUGACUGAGGUGAAUCUUAUGUUGGAGGCAGUCCACUUCCUUCAGAAUUCAAAGGCACUUAUUUUUUUAAAUAAUCUCUGAAUCUAGUUCUCAUCUUUGCAUAUGCAUAUUUUAAUACAUGCUAUAUAGUAUUUUCCACAUUGAUUUGCAAGCCAAAAUCUGUAUUAAUUAUGAGAUAACACAAGUAUUUCUUUAAGUAAUUAAAUAUUUUCAGAAGUGCUUAUUUUGAAUCUUUUUAACGCUUAACGUUAUGAAAAAUGACUAAUUUGAGAUCUCCAAUGUAAACUUUGGCAUGAUUUUAUUUUAUUGUGACAGGAACCAAACUUGUUUUUUGUUUGUUCUGAAGUUGUCCCCUUUUUACGUGCUAACACGAGCUCAUUAGGUGAAAAUCUCUUCUGACAAUGUUGAAUGGGUUUGAGCAACUCCUUCCAAUUCCUGGUGAACCUCUGCUUGCAGCACAGUCUUAUCCCAGAGUCAGCAUCCGAUCAACUCACCUCUCGUGUCCUCUCUGUGUUAGCCUCUCCCUGCCAGGCCAAGGGAGUGAUCUGCUGUGAUUGGGGGUUGAUUGCAUUGUUUGGUGUAAUUGUAAUUGUUCUGCAGCUUUUCCUCUACAGUAGCUCCCCUAGGCGUGGUAGUUGUUGAUGUGGGGUGACCGAAGUGUCCCAUGGCCUCACUUUGGGUGCAAAUGUUUAAUCUUCUCUAAAAUAACAUUAGGACGUUAGGAUCAAGACAUCUUUCUGUCUCUCCCCUACUAAAACAUUCAAAACAUCUAAAAUCUCAGUUCUAGCAGCACCUCUGUCCUUAAGUAGGCUGGACUCUCCCUUGGAUGUAGAUUAGAUGGGACAGCUUGCAGUCUCAAAUGUAUGAUUUAAAAAGCAAAUGCAGCAUCCCCCCGAGACUUGUACAAUAGCAGCCACUGGAUCCAUCCAAAUAAAAGGCCAGGAAUCUGUAAGUUGGCGAUCGGCAGGUUAGAUUAGAUUAGACUUACAGUGUGGAAACAGGCCCUUCGGCCCAACAAGUCCACACCGACCCGCCGAAGCGCAACCCACCCAUACCCCUACAUUUAUCCCUUACCUAACACUACGGGCAAUUUAGCUUGGCCAAUUCACCUGACCCGCACAUCUUUGGACUGUGGGAGGAAACCGGAGCACCCGGAGGAAACCCACGCAGACACGGGGAGAACGUGCAAACUCCACACAGUCAGUCGCCUGAGUCGGGAAUUGAACCCGGGUCUACAGGCGCUGUGAGGCAGCAGUGCUAACCACUGUGCCACCGUGCCGCCCACAAACACACCGCCCCUGGGUGGUUAAUUUCUUUAAAAAAAAUGAAGAAAUUAUGGGUGCAGCCUGUGACCAUUCACUCAUGUAAUAAGAUGGAUUAUAGGUGGAAAUAAAUGCCUAAAAGACAAUUAAACUUUUCCAGGAAAUUGACAUAUUUCGUCACCAUAAAUCAGUGACUUUGACUCUGAUCAUCGAAAAAGAGCAGGAAACACUUGAACUCUCAAUUUUCAAUGCUUAUGAGUCUGGAUAACAGACCUGUUCAACAAUAAAGCUCACCCAACAAACAAUUCUUGAAGAACUUUUAGCCUCUCUUCUUUCUAUACUCAAUGAAGCAUAGUAACGGUCAUUCUGUAAUUAGUGGUAAUGAUUCCAGUGGUAGUUACAUCUUGUUUAUUGUGUUACUGUAAGGCAGCCCCAGAGGCUUUUUUUUUUAAAUGACUGGUAAAACAUUUGCCAGCAGAUUAACACAGGAGACUAAACUCUAGGUAGUAAUCCUGAUCUGUUUCUAUUCAUUCGUGUGUGUAAGAAUCUCCAGUCUAGAGGGCACCAUCACAAUCUACUCUUACUUUGCAUGAUAACUAAAACCCAGUAGGUACAUAAAACUGACUUCAUUCGACCUUCUCGCUUGGGAAGUAACUUCUCCCUGCCCUUUGCUUCUGGUCAGAAACCAUCUGAGGCUCGGGGCGGCAGACUUUUUGGUGAGUCAGGACAUGGUUAGUUUCUGUCCCGCUACAGGGAGAGACAUAAUGCAGGCUGACCCUUUAAUGUAAUACCAAGGAAGAGCUGCACUAUGUAAGUUGCCUUCUUUCAAUUGAGAUUAUAGAAUCAUAGAACCCCUACAGUGCAGCAGGAGGCUGUUUGGCCCACCAAGUCUACAUCGACCCUCCAAAGAGAAUCCCACACAGACCCAGUCUCCGACUGUUGGAGGAAACUAGAGCGCCCGUAGGAAACUCACACAGACUUGGAGAGAAUGUGCAAACUCCAUACAGAUAGCUGCAUUCGAAUCAGGGUUCCUGGCACUGUGAGUCGGCAGUGCUAACCACUGAGCCACGUGCCACCCUUAAGAUGUUAAGCAAGGCCUCUAAGAGUCCUCUAGCAUUAUUUGUGGUAGAAAAUGGAAAUUUUUCUGCUGUCCUGUUCAAUACGUAUCCCUCAGCUAAGAUUGCUAAAACAGUUUGUUUAGUCCUAUUCUCAUUGUUGUUUGUGGGAGUCUACUGUGCUCAAUCUGACUGCCACAUUUCCUAUAUUGUAGCAAGGCCAUACUUUUAAAAGUAAAACUUUAUUGGCUGUUUAAUACUUUACAACAUCCUGAAGUUGUCAACGGUGCUAUGGAAAUGCACAUCAUUUCUUCCUUUGGACAUAUUAUGUUACAUCAGUUGGUUGCCUGUGCCUUUGAGAUGUAUUAGAAAAGACAGUCAUGACUGCGCUCCAGUUUAUCCUUCGCUCUGAGAUGAAAGCUGUUUGUGUUCUGACCUCUUCAAUGACAUCCAGAAUCUGUAUCAAACAUUCAUUAUACAUCGAUGAAAACUAAAGCUGUCCCUGCUUCAACACUGUCUUAACCCCAAGUAAAUUAGGACUCUGUACAACAACAAAGUGACACAUUCCAGCUCCAGGCAUCUCAUGGCAUUUCUCACUCAGUUUGUCAACUACGUGCAAGUUUUAAACAUUGAGCCUGGACUGUUGCUGCCCAAAUUUAUUUUUCAAUGAACCCAAAAUAACAUAACAAAGAAAGUAGACCAUUGCUCUGGGUUGGGCCUCAAUCCAAAUCCCAAAGUGGAAAGGCCGGUGGCCUUUCUUUUGUCAGUUUGUUCAUGGAAUGAGGGCAUUAGGUGUCAACCACAGAGUGGGUCUGGAGUCACAUGUAGGCCUGACCAGGUAAGGAUGGCAGUUUCCUUCCCUAAAGGGCAUUAGUGAACCAGAUGUUUUUUUCCAAUAAUCAACAAUAGAUUAAUGUUCAUCAUUAGACUCUUAAUUUCAGAUUUGUUUUAUUAUUAAAUUCCAAGUCUACCAUCCGUUGUGACGGUAUUCAAACUUUGGUCUCCAGAACACUAUCUAGGUCUUUGGCGUAAUAAUCCAGUGAUAAUACACAAGGCCAUCACCUCUGUCUAGUGUCCAACUGUUUAAAGACAUACUUCUAAGACAUUGGAUGAUUUAGUUGGAAAUUUCAAAUCUUUGUCUUUACCCUUUUGUGUUUAUUGUGUGAACUGCCUCACGUUUGAACUGUAUGUUUUUUAUAAUCAUUUGUUCCUAUUCAGACUGUGCUGAUUUAUAAUUGUCUAUUUCUUCCUUGUAUUGUCAGUAUUUAAAGUAUUCAUUGAGGCUUCAUCUCCAAAGCCAAGUUAAUGAUAGUUUUGGUAUGUAUGUUGUCAGUUGGUUUGUCUCAUGGUAAAAUGACAACUGGAAAGUAGGUGAAUCAUUCCAUGUAUUCUUGACUGAAGGACCCCAUACAGUAUUCAGGAAAUGCCUCAAAUACACAAACCCACAUGCGCGGCGUAUACAUCUUCAUUUUUGCUGCUUCCUGCUCUUGUUGUUCUUGAGUUUUCAAUGUGUCUGCUGUUACAUAUUGCUUAGUGCUGAAUCAACUGUGCAAAUGCAAAUAUUAUUUUAUACAGAA
Messenger RNA from Hemiscyllium ocellatum (epaulette shark), 5115 nucleotides. It is a transcript of the gene tradd, whose product is annotated as tnfrsf1a-associated via death domain. The transcript is spliced from 5 exons. NCBI's taxonomy places the organism in Eukaryota, Metazoa, Chordata, Chondrichthyes, Orectolobiformes, Hemiscylliidae. Bases 139 to 1080 code for a protein of 313 amino acids. Gene Ontology annotation, biological process: positive regulation of canonical NF-kappaB signal transduction; extrinsic apoptotic signaling pathway. The record is from RefSeq and is a predicted model, not a curated record. Gene Ontology annotation, cellular component: tumor necrosis factor receptor superfamily complex. Gene Ontology annotation, molecular function: transmembrane receptor protein tyrosine kinase adaptor activity.